This is a messenger RNA of Diatraea saccharalis (sugarcane borer), 1435 nucleotides long. Lineage: Eukaryota; Metazoa; Arthropoda; Insecta; Lepidoptera; Crambidae. The record is from the annotation of a GenBank genome assembly.
GUUUGGUUUGAAAUUAUACAAAUCGAAUAGAAUUUAAAUAAAUCAUGGACAUAGAAAACUAGCUAAAACAUAACUUCUUCAGAUUAUUUCAUUAUAUUAACAUUAAAAUUAAAAUAUCUUUUUACAGAUCGUGAAACUAGUUAAUAUUUUUUUCAAUUAUUUUAAUAAAUAACCGCAACCAUUUUAUUUGUUGAUGUUCAAUCAGUUAAAAUGGCUCUGCAGUUUUCGGAAGAUCAACUAAGCGAUGAUGAGAUUUUCUUUGGAAAACUCACUAUUAAAGAAGUGAAAAAACAUAUUUUGUGGAGUGAUCAUAAACAAAAUACGAAAAACAAACAUAACUAUGAAGAUAUCAAGAUUAUAGAAACCCAUUCUGAACCUGAUCUAAACAAAAAGGGGCUUAACAGUCCACCUAAGAAAGUGGUCUCUAACACAAAUUUAUCUCCAGACACACCAUUAUUCUCAAAUUGGAAUAUAAAACCAGCAGAUGACAGUUUCUUACAGGUUGAGAAAAUGGUCACAGACUUGUGUCAGUCACAAGAGAGUGAAAAGGUUACACAAUUAAACAACACAUUGGAUAUAAUUGAUUACAUUUUGAAUAACGGUCCUACUCAAACAUCUCCAUUAAAAAAUAAUGAAAACAAUAACUUAGAAAUAAGAGAUACAAAUAAUGUAGUAGAUAAAGCCUUAUCAUCUUUGACACAAGAUAAAUUAAAAACAAAUGAUGACUUCAUUAAGUCACCUAAGAAGUCCACACCUGUGAAUACUCAAAAACAGUCACAAAGUUCUUUGGUUACACCUUCUACUAAUUUAAAACAAAAUGAACUUUUUAAGACACCCAAAAAUCCAUUUUCACAAAAGAAACCAUCAACAUCUUCAUUGAAAAGAACACCUAGUAAAAACAAUGCUUAUCAGCACAUAGCAAGCCCUAUCGCUUCAUAUAUAAAGAAUUGCCCUGUUACACCACUAGUUAAAGAAGUGAGACCUAUGAGACCACUACCUGGUACAUCAUCUAUUCCUAAAUAUGUUUCAUCAGUGAAAAGCAGCUGUAAAGAAAAUAUUGAUUUACCACCAGUCGCAUAUAAAAGUGCCAAAAAAACUAAAGUGAUCACUAUGCCUGGUGAAGAAAAAUUGCCCGAGACACUGUUUAUGAAAAAAAUUACUUCAUCUUUGCCAAAACCAGUAAUUUUGAAGCAUAAUCAUAGAGAAAUGAACUAUGCUAAAAGAAUACUUGGAUCUAAACAAGAAGAUAGUUUUGCUGAUCUUUCACUUCGUCAGGCAGAUGUAUCAGUCUGUACUAAAAAAUCAGCUUUCAAUAAACCUAAAAAGCCGUUGUAACAUUAACAAAUUAUUGUGAGAUAUGAUGGAAUAAGAAGUAAAAAGUGUGGUAUCUACAAGAAUAGUUUGUUUUGGUACCUGAAUCAAUUUAGUUUUUAAA